Protopterus annectens (West African lungfish) is the source of this 3515-nucleotide messenger RNA. RefSeq names its product neurofilament heavy chain (gene NEFH). Gene Ontology annotation, molecular function: structural constituent of postsynaptic intermediate filament cytoskeleton. Gene Ontology annotation, biological process: axon development. The coding region runs from base 53 to 2941 and encodes 962 amino acids. NCBI's taxonomy places the organism in Eukaryota, Metazoa, Chordata, Ceratodontiformes, Protopteridae. The transcript is spliced from 4 exons. The record is from RefSeq and is a predicted model, not a curated record. Gene Ontology annotation, cellular component: neurofilament; axon.
GCUGGCUGCAGACGAACUUGCUGAGCAGCUCACUUUGGGGAAGCCAUAUAAAAUGCUGCAGCAGUGCCCGAUCCUGCCGCAGUGCCUCGCUCUCCUCCACUUAACCAGCAGCGAGAUGAGCUACACAAUGGACAGCCUAUUCAGCAGCGGUCCCACCUACCGUAAAGUUUUGAUCGAGUCCCCACGCCACCAUGUUUCCCGCUCUGUCACUUCCAGUGGCUUCCACUCGCAGCCCUGGUCUCGGGGCUCCUCAGCUUCCAGUUACCGCCGUGGAACCGGUGGUUUUAGUGCAAUCACAACCUCUACUGAGAGUCUUGACUCACUCAAUGGCGAUCUAAGGUCCCGUAACGAGAAAGAGAUCCUGCAGACGCUUAAUGACCGUUUUGCGGGUUACAUUGAAAAGGUGAGGCAGCUGGAACACCAAAACCGCAACUUGGAGUCUGAGGCUGCAGCACUGAGGCAGCAACAGGCUGGUAGGUCAGCGAUCGGCGAGCUCUACGACAGAGAGAUCAAAGAUCUGCGAACCACACUGGGCCAGCUGAGCAGUGACAAGUCCCAACUACACCUGGAGCAGGAGCACCUUGAGGAAGACAUACAGCAGCUUAAACAAAGGUUGGAUGAAGAGGCCAGGCUCAGAGAAGAGGCCGAAGCGGCCAUCAGGGCACUUGGCAAAUACAUUGACGAGUCUGGCUUAGCCAGGGGAGAACUCGACAAGAAGCUCCAGUCCCUGCAGGACGAAGUGCUUUUCCUGAGGCGGAACCACGAUGAGGAGGUAGGCGAGUUAAUGGCCCAGGUACAGGGUAGCCAGGUCACAAUGGAGAUGAAAGACAUCGUCCGGGCCGAUGUAACCUCCGCAUUGAAGGAGAUCCGAAACCAGCUGGAGGGGCACACUGUGAAGAACACACACCAAAUGGGAGAGUGGUUCAAAGUGCGACUUGAAAAGCUGUCAGAAGCAGCAAAGAUGAACACAGAUGCAAUAAAAUGUGCUCAUGAUGAAAUUUCUGAGUACCGUCGUCAGCUACAAGCAAAGACUACUGAAAUGGAAGUGUUGAAGGGCACACGUGACUCCCUGGACAGGCAGAGAUCAGAGAUGGAAGAUAGACACCAAGCUGAUGUCACAUCUUAUCAGGAUGCAAUCCAGCAGCUGGAAACAGAAUUACGGAACACUAAGUAUGAGAUGGCAGCCCAGCUGAGGGAAUACCAAGACCUCCUAAAUGUGAAGAUGGCAUUAGAUAUUGAGAUUACUGCCUACAGAAAACUUCUUGAAGGAGAAGAGUCAAGAAUCAGCUUUGGAUUGGGGCCUUCUUCAAUGAUUGAUGACCGUCCUGCUAAAGUCCCAGUUGCACCAAAACCUGUCAAAACAAAAAAAGAAGAAAAAAUUCAGAUCAUAGACAAGUCUGAAAAGGAAGCAGUGAUUGUUGAGGAAAUCCAAGUGACUGAAGAAGUCACUGAAGAAGCAGAAGACACAGAGAAAAAGGAUAAAGAAAAGGAAGAGGAAGAAGGAGCUGAAGAGGUGGAAGAGGCAGGAGAAGAGAAGGAAGAGUCAGAAGGAGAAGCUGAAGGUAAAGAAGAAGAAGCCAAGUCCCCUGAAAAAGGAGAGGCAAAAUCUCCUGAAGAAGAAACCAAAUCCCCUGAGACAGAGGAAGCCAAGUCUCCGGAAGCUGAAUCACCUGAGAAGGAGAAAGUCAAAUCUCCAGAGGAAGAGGUAAAGUCCCCUGAGAAAGAAAAAGCCAAACCUCAAGAAAAAGAAAAAGCUGUGUCACCUGAUGUGGAAGACAUAAAGUCAGAAAAAGGAGGGGCAGAAUCCCCUGAAAAGGAGGAAGUCACAUCUCCAAAAGAAGAAGCCAAAUCUCCUAAGAAGGAAGAAGCCAAAUCUCCAGAAAAAGAAGUUAAACCUCCUAAGAAAGAAGUCCCACCUCCCUCAAAAGAAACCAAGACCACAGAGAAAGAAACCACAUCUCCAGAAGAGGAAACCAAGCCUCCAGAAAAGGUAAAAAAACCUCAAGAGGUUAAGGAGGAAAAAGUGAAAUCUCCUGAAAAGGAAGCCAAGUCUCCAAUUAAAGAAAAGCCAAAAGAAAAGGAAGUGCCAGCUAAGGAAGAUAAAAAGAAAGAACCAGAAGAAAAGGCAACAGAAAAAGAGCCUAAGCCUGAGAAAAAGGAAAAAGAACCCACUAAAAAGGCAGAUGAAGAUGUUUCAGAAAAGCUCAAGGAUGAAGUUAAGAAAGAGGUUAAAAAAGAUGAACCUGCUAAGAAGGUCACUCCAUCAAAGGAGACAGCUAAGCCAGAAGAAACAGUGGAACAGAAGAAGAAAAAAGAACCAACUGAAGCAGAAGUAAAAGAGAAAGCCAAGGAUGUUGCUAAACCAGAAACCAAAGCAGAAGAAAAAGAAAAAGAAAAGAAAAUAGAAAAACCUGAAGAAAAGGAAAAAGGGAAGGCAACAAAGCCAGUGAAAGCUGAAGAAGAAAAGAAGGCUGUCAAAGAAGAAGCUAAGGAGGGAAAGGUAGUGAAGAAGGAGGAAAAGGAGAAGGAACCAGCAAAGGCAGAAUCCAAACCAAAAGAAAAGGAGGCCAAGAAAGAGCCUGAACCUAAACCCCAAGAAAAGCCAGUUAAGGAAAAGGAACCUGCUAAGCCAGUUUCAGAGAAAAAAGAAAAGGAAGCAGAAAAGCCAAAAACUGAGGAGAAAGGAAAAGCAGAGGAAAAGACAGAUGCCAAGAAAACAGAAAAGGAAGAAAAGAAGCCAGAGCCAAAAAAAGAGCAAGAACAGAAACCAAAAGCUGAAGAUAAGUUCAAAGAAGAGGACAAAUCUCAGAAGGGGCCAAGCAAAGAAGCCAAAAAAGAAACACCAAAACCCGAGAAAGCUGAGAAAUCAUCUGGCACAGAACAAAAAGAAGUCAAAUCUGAAAAAACUACAGAAGAUAAACCUAAGAAGUCUGACAAAUGAGAAGUCAAGCCAUCUGUUGAGGAAAGAUCACCAAAGAAUAAGAUAUCACUGGUAACUGUGUGAUCCGGAAAAAAAAAAGAGGACAUAACUCCAGCCUGUGUGUCCAGUUCUUUUUGGGGGGAGGGAACUAUUAAGCAAUAGUUGCAAGAGAAUAACUUGUGGCCAAUUUUGAGUUGAUUGCUUUGGUAUGAGAAUGUGGCGUACCUGUAUGCAGAAUGCUUUAUGUAAACACUUGAAUAUCAAACUGCCGAAAACAAUAAGUGCAUUUAUAUACACAAAGUGUAAUCACUUGAAAGGAUUCAAUGUGCAAUGCAUCAGAUUAGAGCAAUAUUUAUGGAAGUAUGUAUACAAUACAGAGGAGAUAAAAACUAUUAUAGUCUUAGAAAAUGUUCACGUAAAAUGCUUGUUUGCAGCCUACACAUGAGCCGAGUUUUACACUUGUUUUUUGAAAUUCAUGUAGAAAGAGUUUUCAAAAAAAAAUACAGCAGAACUGCAGUAAAGCACUUUCUCAGAUUAAAUAUUUUCAGCUGCUUAUGAUGUGCAAUAAUGCAAAUAAAAUAACUUAAGUACUAAA